AAACGCGUAAUAUUUUCAUGAGCUGUGUUUGUUUAUCAAUGUUUGUCAUUGAGAACAUAGUUUGAAAAGAUAGUGUUUGGAGCAAAUUCUUUUAUAUUUCUUUAGUUUUGGAUUUAAAAUAUCUCUUAUUACUUUCUCAGUCGACAUAAUUUCUUCAGUAUGUUCUUGAAGUUAUCAGAAAUCUUCAAGUAUUUGGAUGCAAAACCAGAUAGUCGUUGUAUCGUAGAGGGAGAGGAGGUACUGCAUGCAAAUCAUCUAAUUUUAUGUGGGAAGAAGUCCAGUGCAACACAGAGCAUAAAAAUCGCAGGUCUUUGCCUUCAGACAUCAGCACUACAAGGACAACCUCAUCAAAUUGAAGGAACAUUUUCGAUUGACAAUGAUGUGAAGAUUGUGGAGAUGAAAUGCUCAUGUAAAGCAGGGUUGUCAGGAACAUGCAAACACAUUUCUGCAUUAUUACUCAACUGUUCUAGGUUGUAUUUACUACAUAACUUAAGAGGCCCUAUCAUGCCCUAGUAAUUUAACUGACACUGAAGUCAUAACUUAUUGUUUAGUUGUGUUUCUGGCCAUUUUUUUUUUGUUUCAGGAUGGAUAUCAGCAAUCUUGAAAUGUUAUCCUCUACUGAUGUUGAGUGUUAUUGGAAAAGAGCCAAAACUGAAGCAAAGGAAAUGUACAGACCUGUUCCAAUAAGUGAUUACCCAUGUUUGGUUAAAACUAGAAGUAGAAUAAAAGUUGUUCAUGAUUUGUCACAAGUUGAAAUGAAAAAUUGCUUAGAAACUGUAAUGAAAGCUGUACCUGACAGCAAUAUAAGUAAACAUUGUUCUCGAAAAAGAAAACACUUUUGGAUGAAGUCCUUCCAAUCACACCAGAUGAAAAUAGUUUACCUACAUAUAUCAACAAUAUAUAUGUGCAUUGUGGUUCCUCUGAUUUUUUGAAUAAUCUUUCAAAGGAUGUAUAUUUGGAAAACUUCAAUCUAAAAGAGUGUUGCACAAAUAAGUGGAAAUUUAUUGAAAAUUGCAACACUUUGCAAGCUUUGUCAUUAUCCCAAAAUUCAGAGGAAUGGCAUAAAAUUCGAAAAUUCAGAAUUACAGGAAGCAAAUGCUACUCAAUUUUCACAUAUAAUAUAAAUAAUAGUGAUGAGUGCUGGCAAAGAAAAGCCAAACAAUGUUUUUUUCCAAAGAAAUUCACUAAUGAAUAUGUAGAGCAUGGAAAGAAUGAAGAAAAAAAUGCACUCCAAUUAUAUGAACAGUGUACUGAGCUGGAAGUGAUUGGAGAUUUGGGUAUCCUUAUUCCGAAUAAUUUUUCUUGGCUUGGAUUUUCACCAGAUGCUCUAGUCACAGAUGGUGAAACUCCAAUCAAGCUUGUAGAAAUAAAAUGCCCAUUCAUUGGAAAAACAAAAGAUACAGAUUCUUUUGCAACAGCAUGCCCUUAUUUGAACAUCACUUCCACUGGAUUAGAACUCAAGAAAAAACACCCCUACUAUGGACAAAUCCAGCUAGGUUUGUCACUGAUGAAUUUGAAGAUCUGUGAUCUCAUUAUUUACUCCAGUUUUUCAAAGAGCUACCUCAAACUUGAAAUUCCAUUUGAUGAGCAGUUUUCAAAGAAAUUGAUAUCAUCUAUUUCUGAGAAAUAUUUCACCAAAAUGUUACAUUUUCUUUGUGAAACAUAGUAUUAAAGUUGGGUGUGUGUGUAUAUAUUAUGUAGUAGCAAUAAUUAAUUAAUUUAGGACUGCAACAAUCAUAUUGUUUGUAAAUAUCUCAUGUUUUUCUAAUAUAUCCAAUAAAAAUCU
Messenger RNA from Phaedon cochleariae (mustard beetle), 1786 nucleotides. NCBI's taxonomy places the organism in Eukaryota, Metazoa, Arthropoda, Insecta, Coleoptera, Chrysomelidae. The record is from the annotation of a GenBank genome assembly.